GUUAGCAAUGAAAAUUUUGUAGUAAACUAAUUGAAAAAAUAAAUUAAAAAUAGUUAUUCAAAAUUACGUAUUCACUGAAUUUAAAUUCCAAAAGUUUUGUUGAGAAAAAUUUCACACGAUAUACAAUUUGGACUGUUUGUGUGCCAUUUUCUGUGACCUAUCUGAACAUUAUGGGAAAACAUAUUCCGGGAAAGGAGCUACGGCAAUGUGUUGGCAGGGAAAGCAAGACUCUCAUUGAAGUGCCUCCAUUUUCAUAUCAAGCCAUACAAUCAAAUACAAAAGUUAAGGAACCACAGAAGAUCUAUUUAUAUACACCCAGGCCACCUAAAAAAACAUUCUUCAGGAAAUACUACAUAAGGGGCGAUAUUCCUGUGUCCAGCACUGGAAUGCCCAUAAAGCUCCAUAACCCCAAAAAACAAUUUCCCAUUAAGUGGGACUGUGAUCCAGACAAAUUGGACUAUUGCUAUUAUUUGCCAAUAUUUGUUGAUGGAUUGUCGGAAUACGAUUCACAACUACGACAUAUUGCACUAUAUGCUGCAAUGGAUUUGAUAUUGCGUGGACCAAAUAAGAUUCUUCCCGUAGUACCAAAGCUCAUUUUACCCCUGAAGCGAGCAUUCAACACAAGAGUUAAAAAAAUCAUCAUUGGUGCACUCAAGGUCCUUCAAAUGAUGGUAAUCCUAGGUCCUUCCGUUGGACAAGCACUUGUGCCCUACUUUCGUCAGUUGCUGCCAGUUUGUAACUUAUAUAAGCAAAUCAACGUUAACCUCGGUGAUGGUAUUGAUCGUGACCGUGAUUUGCGAAUCGGUGACGUCAUUGAGGACACUUUACAAGCACUUGAAAGAUACGGCGGCCCUGAUGCUUACAUAAACAUCAAAUACAUGAUACCAACCUAUGAGAGCUGCAUGUUGAAUUGAACUGGAACGGAGGCAGAGUAGUGAACUGGAAACUAGGAGCGCUAAGCGGUAAACGGAGAAUGGUGACUAGUACAACCAUCUGAUGUGAUUCUCAUCAAAUUCUAUAUAUCCUAUAGUGUAUAACUUUUAAGGUCUUUCGAGCAAUUAAAUAAAACCUGGUUUCUUAUAUCACCUUAA
Molecule: messenger RNA, 1091 nt
Organism: Eupeodes corollae
Lineage: Eukaryota; Metazoa; Arthropoda; Insecta; Diptera; Syrphidae
Product: parkin coregulated gene protein homolog
Exons: 6
Coding region: 171-914 (247 amino acids)
Molecular function (GO): Hsp90 protein binding; Hsp70 protein binding
Source: RefSeq, a predicted model, not a curated record